Erinaceus europaeus (western European hedgehog) is the source of this 3629-nucleotide messenger RNA. RefSeq names its product netrin 4 (gene NTN4). Gene Ontology annotation, molecular function: protein binding. The transcript has 11 exons. The record is from RefSeq and is a predicted model, not a curated record. Lineage: Eukaryota; Metazoa; Chordata; Mammalia; Eulipotyphla; Erinaceidae. Gene Ontology annotation, cellular component: laminin trimer. Bases 264 to 2369 code for a protein of 701 amino acids. Gene Ontology annotation, biological process: cell migration; substrate adhesion-dependent cell spreading; basement membrane assembly.
GCGGGAGGAAGGGGUGGAGGUGCGAGGGGAGGAGGGCUGGCACCGGAGCGCCGCGGUGUCGGUGCAAUAAAAAUGCAUCCCAUGGAACUGCCCGCGGAGAAGGACGGGGCCGAGCCGCAGCCGCCGGAGGAGGACGCCCGGGAGGCUGCAGCGGCCGUGGCCGGGAAGUGAAAGGCCUCGCAGAGAAGGGUUCGCCGAGCCCCGGGCUAGCGGCGGCGGAGCGCAGGGCGGCUGGCGGGGCAGCGUGGCCGGCCGGGCGGGCUAUGGUCCCGGGGCUCCCGCCGUCCCCGCCACCCCGCUCGGACCCCCCCGCGGCUCCCCGCCGCCCGCUGCCGCUGAGCCUGCGGUGCCCAGGAGGAGGAAGGAAGAGAGAGGGAAGCCCGGGUCCUCCCGAGGACGGCGGGCGCUUCACCCCACAGCCCAGCGCGCCCGCCCGGCCCGGGGCACCGGCUCCCGCGAGCUCUUCCCGGCUGCCCCCGGCCAUGGGGGGCUGCGCGCCGCUGCUGCUGCUCUGGGGCUGCUCCGCGGUGGCCGCAGGACUGAGCGGGGUACAGCGCACCAGCUCCCGCUGUGAGAAAGCUUGUAACCCUCGGAUGGGAAAUCUGGCUUUGGGAAGAAAACUCUGGGCAGACACCACCUGUGGUCAGAACGCCACUGAACUGUACUGCUUCUAUAAUGGAAACACUCAUCUGACUUGCCAGCAGCCCAAAUGCGACAAAUGCAAUGCUGCCCAGCCUCACCUGGCUCAUCUUCCAGCUGCCAUGGCAGACUCAUCCUUCAGGUUUCCCCGCACAUGGUGGCAGUCUGCAGAGGAUGUGCACAGAGAGAAGAUCCAGUUAGACCUGGAAGCUGAAUUCUACUUCACUCAUCUAAUUAUGGUAUUCAAGUCCCCCAGGCCAGCAGCUAUGGUGCUAGAGAGGUCCCAGGACUUUGGGAAGACAUGGAAGCCGUACAAAUACUUUGCAACUAACUGCUCAGCUACAUUUGGUCUAGAUGAUGAUGUUGACAUGAAAGGAGCUAUUUGCACUUCUAAAUACUCCAAUCCCUUCCCCUGCUCUGGAGGAGAGGUUAUUUUCAGAGCUUUGUCACCGCCAUAUGAUACGGAGAACCCUUACGGUAUGAAAGCACAGGAGCAGCUGAAGAUCACCAACCUUCGUGUGCAGCUGCUAAAACGACAGUCCUGUCCCUGUCAGAGAAAUGACCUGGAUGCAAAGCCUCAACAUUUCACACACUAUGCAGUCUACGACUUCAUUGUCAAGGGUAGCUGUUUCUGUAAUGGCCAUGCUGAUCAGUGUGUACCUGUUGAUGGCUUCAGACCUGUCAAGGCCCCCGGAACAUUCCAUGUGGUCAAUGGGAAAUGUAUGUGUAAGCACAACACGGCAGGCAGCCACUGCGGGCACUGCGCACCUUUAUACAAUGAUCGCCCUUGGAAGGCGGCUGAUGGCAAAACAGGGUCUCCUAAUGAGUGCCGGACCUGCAAGUGCAAUGGACAUGCCGAUACCUGUCACUUUGACAUUAAUGUCUGGGAGGCAUCAGGGAACCGGAGUGGUGGUGUCUGCAACAACUGUCAGCACAACACAGAAGGGCAGCACUGCCAGCGGUGUAAACCAGGCUUCUACCGUGACCUCCGGAGACCCUUCUCUGCUCCAGACGCAUGCAAAUCAUGUUCCUGCCAUCCUGUUGGAUCAGCUGUCCUUCCAUUCAACUCAGUGACCUUCUGUGACCCCAGCAAUGGUGACUGUCCUUGCAAACCUGGUGUGGCAGGACCUCGUUGUGACAGAUGCAUGGUGGGAUACUGGGGCUUUGGAGACCACGGCUGCAGACCUUGUGACUGUGCAGGGAGCUGCGACCCUCUCACCGGAGACUGCAUCAGCAGCAACACAGAUAUAGACUGGUAUCAUGAAAUUCCUGACUUCUCUUCCAUCUACAAUAAAAGUGAGCCAGCCUGGGAGUGGGAGGAUGAACAAGGAUUUUCUGCACUUCGACACUCAGGCAAAUGCGAUUGUAAAGAACAGGAAUUAGGAAACCCCAAGGUAUUCUGUGGAAUGAAAUAUUCAUAUGUGCUAAAAAUAAAGAUUUUAUCAGCUCAUGAUAAAGGAUCUCAUGCUGAGGUCAAUGUGAAGAUAAAAAAAGUCUUAAAAUCUACCAAAUUGAAAAUUUUACGAGGAAAGAGAACAUUAUAUCCAGAAUCGUGGACCAGCAGAGGCUGUACUUGCCCAGUCCUCAAUCCUGGUUUGGAGUACCUUGUAGCUGGGCAUGAAGAUGUAAGAACAGGCAAACUAAUCGUGAACAUGAAAAGUUUUGUCCAACACUGGAAACCACAUCUUGGAAGGAAAGUCAUGGAUAUUUUAAAAAGAGAGUGCAAGUAGUAAUAAAGGUGUGGAAUCCCUAAUGGCACUUGUCUAUGUAUAAAACACAAAUGUAGUGGAAAGGAGACCUCAGAAAUGAAACUGGAAUUUUUUAAGUGCCAAAAUACAUAGAAGUAUUUCAAUGUAUGGGCCUAUUUCUUUGAGGUCCUGUCUAAACACAGUUUGUCUCAUAAACAGAAAUGAAAAAUCCUAUGCUAAUACCCGUUUGCAAUGGGUACUGAUCCUGGAAUUGAUACUAAGAGUGUUUUACUGGUAGUUUGAUAUUUAGUAGCACUUCAUUAAGGGCAAUACAUGUACUAAGGACUCCUCAUUUUCUGAUAUGUUAUUUAAAUUUGUGUUACUUAAAUUACUGAGGUUUAAGGAAGCCUCAGCCCUUCUAUCAGAAAAGGUGUUUCUUUAAAAGAGCCUUCUUUUGUGUGAUGUGCGCGAACUUUGGUCUGUGGGGUGUGACAUGAAACCUCUCCACAUGUACUUAGUAUUCCCUUGUAUAAAGCACUUUACUACCUACCACUUGAGUUGUGAAAGUUUGGAGACUGCUUUUGCAGAAAGAAAAGGACAUGGGAGAAAAAUCCACUGAAACAGAAGCACUGGCACCACGUGUGGACAAAAGUGACCAUAUAAAGAAAUUGUCCUCUGAACUCAAACAUUUGAGAAAGCUAUAUGAAGACGCAACCUUAAAGAAAGAUAUGUUUGCGCGAAGUCUCAACUUCAGGCUAGAGGUCAGAUCCCACAUAUACUAGCCAUGAUGAAACUUUAAAAAAAUUAAUAAGAAGAGUAGAAUUUAAAAUAUUAGAAGUUAUAAAUGUAGAGAUAUGUUUGAGUAAAGAGGAAAUAAAUUUUUAAAAGCUCAUUUAUUUGUAAUGUGUUUGUAAACACUUCAAAAUUAUUAUAGAUACAGAAUUUGUUUUAUUUUUUGUGUUUAGUAUUUAAACCUGAAUAUUGAAACAGUUUCCUCCUUGUCUUUAUUAACAAUAUAUGGUCAUCAUAUUUACUGUACUCAUUUUUGACACUAUGUAUGUGAUGGUUCAUCAAAUUAAAGUUUCUCACUAGUGUUCAUCUGAUAUAGCCAUGCAUACACACUAGACUGUUUCUUCUGUGCUUGAAUACACAAAACAUGAACCACAGUGCCAUAAGAUUAACUUCAUAUAAAGAACAUAUUUUUCUGAGGUCCUGUGGACUACAAAUUUAUAUAUAUAUAUAUAUAUUGCUUUGUUAAUUUUUUAUAUUUCAUAUAUGUAAUAAAGGAAUAUGAUCUCCUGA